Molecule: messenger RNA, 2321 nt
Organism: Diachasmimorpha longicaudata
Lineage: Eukaryota; Metazoa; Arthropoda; Insecta; Hymenoptera; Braconidae
Exons: 9
Coding region: 90-2210 (706 amino acids)
Source: RefSeq, a predicted model, not a curated record
UUCAUGAGCUGUUUUAUUCAACUGACGUUGAAGAAUUCGACUUCUAAAAUUUUCGUUAAAACUGAAAACGAACAUCGAAGAUCCUAAAAAUGAUAAUUCAUAACCGACCAGCUCUCAUAACAGUGUUAAUCUCAUGUAUCCAAUGGGUGCCGAGUACAGCAACUUUGUUAAUGCCUGAUCACGUAAGUGAGGUCCAAAGAUGGAGUUCGGAGUUCCUGAAUUUUCUCGCCACCGGCUCAACACGCAAAAACGAAGUUCAAUUGUCCAGCAAGUGUUCACAAUCAACUGAAUAUCAAAAAGCUGUUUUGAAAAGUGUAUGUGAACAGAUUAUUGCAGCGACAAAUCCUGUGGAGAGUGGGUUAAAAAGCUCAAGUAAAACGAAUGACGAUGCCAGCAACGAAAACUUUCAGAUGCCUGAGACUAAAUUCAUCGAAGAGACAAAUUUAUUUGAAAAUUUAUAUAUCACAGAUAUUCCCUCCGCAUAUAAAAUUUUCAUUGAAAAAUUAUCAACAAUAGCCCAGACAGGGAGUCUGUGUGACUCAUCAAGCAGUGAAGAAUUUGAUUACAAUGGUAUGACCAAGGAACUCAGUAAGAUAUACGCUUUUAUCCUACCAGCUGACGAUGCACGGUGGACAUUGCAGAUGAUGGUGGAGCACUACAAGGAUAGGGGAGAUGAGGGUUGUGAUACAGAAAUGUCAACAUCAAGGUUUCUCUACUUAAUGCACAACCAACUGCUCCGAAUUCUAGUGAAGGGCUUUGUCAUGAAAACAUUUGUGAUAUAUUUUUCAGCCGCUUCCGAUGGAUCUGAGGAAACCUGUGGAUACAAGCACAAAAAUAAUCAUCAAUCAGUGUUGGACGAUGAAACAGAUAACUUUUUAAAAGCGGUCGAAUUCUCUAAAGACAUAUUCAGUCAGAAAAUAAAGUCGCUAUCGAGGGACUUCCGUCGUUGUGAUAACGCGGAUAGCUUCGUAAGAUACGAAAGUUUCUUGGAGUUGGAGGGGCUGUAUCAAGGAAUUCUGCAGCUGAGCACGGACGCAAAUAUUGGCAUAUUGGAUAAUUCGGAUGCAAGCUGUCAGAGCCUGGAUACGAAAAACGGCCCGCCCGCUCUCUAUUGCGAUCCUGAAACAAAAUUUUGUGCUGCUCCAAAAAAUCGUGCUUGUCGAGGUCGUGUCUGGCAAUGCAAAAGUUACCCCUACAUCGAGGCGUGUGAGGAUCCACACGGCCCACGACGUUACACGAAGGUCCGGACCUCCAAAAAUCAGCUCAACUGCGAUGACUUUCAUAGAAUUCGUCUGGAUUUCCCAUCAGGAAGUGGCGCAUGCCUUUGCAAAUGCCAGGAUAAUGAUAAGUUUUCUCCAUCUACUCAUAUCAUUAGUUUACUACCUGUAGAGUCUGAUGUAGCGAAUAACAUGGUUAUAACAGGCAUCAAAUUUGUCGUAAGACAUGGGAUUCUGCAGUUUCAAAUUCAGCAAGGACGUAUAGAUAGGUAUUGGCAGGUAUAUAAUGUUACGAUGAAACCUAUCGACGAUAAGGCAGAUGAGAUAAGUGCAAAGCGACAGGGGCUCCCAGUCCAGACAAGAGAUCCUCCACCCAACAACUGGAAACAGCCUACAAUCAGAGAGAACGAAGAUUUUCUAAUUAUUACGAUAGACGAGAAUAAUGGCAUUAAUUUCGAUGACCUGCAGGUUCCUAGUGGAUAUGUCCUGACUGGAGUUAGAUUUAUCUUGGCCAAUAAACCAGAAGAAAAAUCGCCUAAGAGAGUAGAAAUUUCCGUGAUAGGAACGCAGUACAACCCAUUGACCGGAAAUUUGUGCGCUACAUGCGAACCAGCAAUCGUGAAAUCUGACAUAAUCCAUAGAGAAAAAUACCCCUUGAGUCAAUAUCCGAUUGAGGGUAAUUAUCUUACAACUCCUAAUUCCAAAGAAGACCAGUAUGUCGUUAUCACCACAUCCUCUAUGGAGGAGGACGGGGGUCAAACGACACUGCCCCUCUUCGAUGCACUACCUCUUCUAAGCCAACCACCAGCUGCCCUGGCUGGAUUGGGGCUGUUUCACAAGACAUCAGGAUCAUUCACUGGACUAGUUUCGUUAAAACUCUUCGAUAUCGAUCGCAGUAUCGAUAUGCAAAAUAUUAUCCACGAAGUAGUUCCGGAUGAUAAUGACUAUGCUAAUGACCAAAGCUACGAGGCAUAUGACGAGUCGGUUGAAUAAGGAGAGUAUUCAGAUUCUAAAUAACAUUCGAAGUUGCAAACAGUUUAAUCUCUUUUAAAUAUUCUACAGUAAAUAAUGGCAUAUUACAAAUAAACCUUUGUUUCAAUUUAA